Messenger RNA from Ziziphus jujuba (common jujube), 4876 nucleotides. Its product is annotated as putative pentatricopeptide repeat-containing protein At2g01510. Lineage: Eukaryota; Viridiplantae; Streptophyta; Magnoliopsida; Rosales; Rhamnaceae. The record is from RefSeq and is a predicted model, not a curated record. The transcript is spliced from 4 exons. The coding region runs from base 1163 to 3619 and encodes 818 amino acids. Gene Ontology annotation, biological process: RNA modification. Gene Ontology annotation, molecular function: RNA binding; protein binding; zinc ion binding.
GCCUGUGAGACAAUUGGUGGAGAAGCCUGCUGGGCCGGCAUGUUCCCAGAAGCUAAACUUGAACAACAGCCUCAAAACUCUGCAGCAAGAGCUUCAGAGGAUAUAGACAGAGAAUAUCUCCAGUAUACUGAUGCAAAAACUGUUUAAAUUUGUACAGGGUUUUCCGAGGAGAGGCUUGUGAUGACCUCGGUGGAGCAUUCUGUGAGCGUGAGUAUCAGAGGGGAGUCUACUAGACAGAAAGACAAUGACAGAGACAUAGAGGAGAGACAAAUCCAUGUUGCAGAAUUUAUGUAUAUAUAAUGAUGUAUCCUAUAUAAAUAGUUCCUUAAUGAUAUAUACAUAAAGCUUUUUCACAGCUAUAUAAUAUCUAUUGACUCUCGGACUUAUACUUUGUAGCUGCCAUGAUUCCAAAAAAUGUUUAGGCAAGGCAGAAAGAGAUUCCAAAUACUACUUGUAAAAUUUAUGACAAGCUCCGUAAAUUCAAACAGAUUUUAAGGACUUUGACAAAACGAUUAAUCAAAUAAUGUGUAAAGAGUAACAGACAGAAACUUGCUGUGACAAAAAUACAUUAUUAUAUUCAGACCAACCAAUGCAUUUACCCAAAAAAAAAAAAAAAGAAUGCAUUUAUGAUGAAGUCUCUCUCUAUUGAGUAUUGAGAUUAGCAUAUUAUUUGUUUAUUGAUCACCGCCGCCCAUACUUGUCCCAUCAAGCAUAAGCAUUAAGAAUACCUCCCAUUUCGCCCACAACAACAAGAAUAGAGAGUUUCAACCAAAAAAAUAAGAAAGGGAAUUAUAUUUUGUGCCUCUCUAUUAUCUAUACAUAAAAUAAAAUAUUGAUUAUAAGUUUAAAACUUUAGGUAAACGUGGUAUCAGUUUAAAACUUUAGGUAAACCUUAUUUAUUAUAUAUAUAUAUCUAUAUGUGUGUAUAUAUAUAUAUAUAUGUAUGUAUAUUAUUGAAAUUCUUAGUUUAAGCAUCCUAAUUUAUAUGUAUAUGUACCUAAUUACAACAUUGAAGACUUUGGUUCGGUUUGGUUUUCCCUCGUAACUCAAGACUUCAGCGUUGCGCUUCUUCUUUCUUGUACCAUUUUCUCUCUCUUGAGCGACCAUGCAAUGCAACCACGCCACUUGAACGACAAGCCGUCUAGCCUAUUUUUCUCAUUCCAUGACACUACGCAGAACAAAUGCCUUCCAAAAACUUGCUUCUCUCACAGCCUUCCAAUCCCCAAAACUCUCUCUCCCUCCUCCCCAUAUUUCCAUCGAUGCCCGCAUUGUCAAAACGGGCUUUGAUCCCGAUACAUGCCGCUUUAACUUCCACAUAAACAGUGCUGUUCAACGAGGUGAUUUAUCCCAUGCACGCCGACUGUUUGAUCAGAUGCCUCACAGAAACACCGUCUCCACAAACAUGAUGAUUUCUGGGUAUGUCAAAGCAGGAGAUUUUGCUAGUGCUAGAGAGUUGUUUGAUACCCUGCUUGAACGUACACCAGUGACAUGGACGAUAUUGAUUGGUGGUUAUUCCCAGUGCAACAAGUUCCACCAAGCAUUUAAGCUUUUUGCUGAGAUGCAUACCUCAGGAGCGGAGCCGGAUUAUGUCACUUUUGCAACUCUGUUAUCUGGAUGCAAUGACUUGGAGACUACCAAUGAACUAAUUCAAGUUCAUGCGCAUGCAAUCAAAUUGGGUUAUGAUUCUACCCUCAUGGUUUGCAACUCCUUGCUAGAUUCCUACUGCAAAGCUUGUCACUUGGAUUUAGCUUUCCGCCUCUUCAAGGCAAUGCCCAUUAGAGACUGUGUCUCAUUCAAUGCAAUGAUUACGGGGUACUCAAAGGGCAAGUUGAAUGCAGAAGCAAUUGAGCUCUUUAUGGAAAUGCUGGAUUUGGGUUAUAAGCCUUCAGAAUUUACCUUUGCAGCUGUCCUCUGUGCCGGUGUUGGUUUGGACGACAUAGUGUUUGGGAAACAAGUUCAUGGUUUUGUAGUGAAAACCAACUUCAUUUGGAAUGUGUUUGUGGCAAAUGCAUUGCUUGAUUUCUACUCAAAGCAUGAUUUGGUAGUGGAAGCGAGGAAACUUUAUGAUAAGAUGCCAGAGGUGGAUGGUAUUUCUUACAAUGUAAUGAUUGCUGGGUAUGCAUGGAACGGGCAACUGAGAGAAUCUCUUGACCUUUUCCGUGAGUUACAGUUUACCAAUUUUGACCGGAGGCAAUUCCCUUUUGCAACCGUGUUGAGCAUAGCAGCAGUUUCUUUAAACUUGGAAAUGGGUCAGCAAAUCCAUUCCCAGGCCGUCGUAACAGCAGCUGAUUCAGAAAGUCUGGUUGCGAAUGCUUUGGUUGAUAUGUAUGCCAAAUGCAACAGAUUUGAGGAGGCUCAAAAAAUAUUUUCUUGUCUAGCCCACAGAAGUACAGUUCCUUGGACAGCCAUGAUCUCAGGGUAUGUUCAAAAGGGUCUUCAUGAAGAAGCCCUAACACUUUUCAAUGAGAUGCAAAGAGAAAAUGUAUGCGCUGACCAGGCCACUUUUGCAAGUAUCUUAAGAGCCACUGCAAAUUUGGCUUCACUCUCAUUGGGAAAACAGUUACACUCAUGUAUAAUUAGAUCAGGAUUCAUGUCUAAUGUAUUUUGUGGAAGUGCACUCUUAGAUAUGUAUUCAAAAUGCGGCUCCAUGAAAUAUGCACUUCAAACUUUUCAAGAGAUGCCAAAGAGGAAUCCAGUCUCCUGGAAUGCUCUUAUAUCAGCUUAUGCACAAAAUGGGGAUGGUGAGGGCACUUUUAGAUCAUUCAAACAGAUGGUUCAAUCGGGCUUUGAACCAGACUCAGUAAGCUUUCUCAGCAUUCUAUCUGCUUGCAGUCACUGUGGGUUUGUAGAAGAAGGACUACAAUACUUCAAUUCCAUGAUUUCUACCUACAAAAUUGUUCCAAGGAAAGAACACUAUGCAGCAAUGAUCGAUAUUGUGUGUCGAAGUGGACGGUUUGAAGAAGCUGAGAAGUUGUUGGCUCAAAUGCCUUUUGAGCCUGACGAGAUUAUUUGGUCAUCAGUUCUCAACUCAUGCAGAAUUCACAAGAAUCAUGGACUGGCUAUUAAAGCUGCUGAUCAACUUUUCAAUAUGGUGGAGCUUAGAGAUGCUGCGCCGUACGUGAACAUGUCGAAUAUUUAUGCGGCAGCAGGUUCGUGGGACAGUGUUGGGAAGGUGAAGAAGGCAAUGAGGGAUAGGGGGGUGAGAAAGGUUCCGGCUUAUAGUUGGGUGGAAGUGAAACAUAAAAUCCAUGUAUUUACAGCAAAUGACAAGACCCAUCCAAUGAUGGAGGAGAUCAUGAGAAAGAUUGAUGAAUUGGCAAAGCAAAUGGAAAAGGAAGGAUAUAAACCAGACACAACUUGUACCCUGCAAAAUGUUGAUGAGGAAAUGAAAGCAGAGUCCCUCAAAUAUCACAGUGAACGGUUAGCGAUUGCUUUUGCACUGAUUAGUUCACUAGAGGGAUCACCCAUUGUGGUGAUGAAGAACUUGAGGGCUUGUACAGACUGCCAUGUUGCAAUCAAGAUCAUAUCGAAGAUAGUAAAAAGGGAGAUAACUGUAAGGGAUUCUACCAGGUUCCAUCAUUUUAGAGAUGGAGUUUGCUCCUGUGGGGAUUAUUGGUGACUCUCCAUUGCUGUAAAACAAUUAUCAAACCCCCUGGAGAAAAUAGUGGAAUUCUUCUUCAAGAUAAUAGAAAACAGCAGAUCAACAUUGGCAUACUUGAAGGUUUUCAAUGCUGAUUUAAAAAAGGAUCUGUUUUCUGUCAAUCCCAGUAGAUUUGUCAAGAUGGAGAGCUUGAACAACAUUUGGAAAUUUGGUAAUGAACUUUGAGGGUAAUCACAAGUCUCUCAGUUUCAAAAGUGGUUAACGGUUGCUUCAGAAUUGGCUAAAAACGGACCAGGUCAAAGUGUGAGCAUAUGAAUGACCUUGAUCUUUCAAAAUGCCCAGCUGAAAUAAGGCCAAAGGACAGAUUUGAUUGCCAAUAAGAUAACAAAUUUGAAAGCCUGAACUUCAACAUGUUGAACUUGGACUCAAAAUAACAGAAAAUGUGAACAAAGAUCAGAAAUGGCAUGUACCAUAUGAAUGUGGUGUACCAGAAAAAGAAAAUGCAAAUAUUGUGGGUAACAUGACCGGUAACAAGUAUAGUGGUAAUAGCAUCAGCAACAAAGACUUCAGCAACAACAGCAAUAACAUUGAAACUGCCAACUCAACAAUGCUUUCGAGAAAAGGCUGAAGACCCUGCCAGCAAUAGAGACACUUCUGUGUAAUGAGGUGCUCAGAUUAUAAAUCUUAGUAGUAACAAUGAAAUGAUUCAGGAAGAUCUAAGGCAGCAGUUAAUUGGUUUACCUCCAAGAUAUAGGGAUUAUUUUCGGGCAAUAACACCAAGCAUGGCUCUGUUUCUUACAACUAUACCACUCACCAGUUGCAUGGGAUUUUUGAGGUUUGUUCUCCAACUGGUUGGUUGAUAUAUUGAUAUAAGUAUGAUACUCUGCAUGUGUCUCUUCUCUAACAUUCACGGUCAAGAAUGCAUCAUUUGCAUUCUCAUCAUUCUUGCCUUGGUAUGAUGAAUAUUGAUGUUUCAAAUUUGGCUUCAGUUUGGCAUGUUUUGGAAGAGUUUCCCUUAUACGUUGAUGAUUCUGUAAAGAGCAAUUUUUUUUUUUUUUAAAUUUAUUUAUUUAUUUAUUUAUUUAUUUUUUUUGAGAGAGAGAGGGAGAGAGAGAGAGAGAUCACCUUUGGAGGGAAACUCUUUUCUGAUAGUUGUUAAUUAUGGGUCUAGAAGCCAGACGUGAUUAUAUUUCUAUUUUCUUUUUUUUGUAUCCCAAAAAAGAUGUAACUUUCAUUUAUUUAUGGUACCAUGAGGUAGAUUGAUUUUGUAGUUUC